AUGUCUUUGAACCAAGUAGAUUGUUACAAAUAUUUGGUGCUAGAAUUAGAGUCAGUCAAGAAUAAAAAGAGAGAUUUAGAUUUAAAUACUGUCAAGUUCGACAUACAAUUAGAACUAGAAGAAAAGUAUCUAGAAUCACAGGUUAUGUAUACAGAUGGAGCAAAGAGUGUUAAUGGUGGAGGCGCAGCGUUCUACGUUCCAACGAACAAGAAAAAGGGCACAAUGCGAUUUAGUAAAUGUUUCAAAACUUCACCCAUAAUGUGCAUCAUGUCAUCAGAGCUCAUUGCUAUAUCAGAAGCUCUAUCAAAUGUACAACUGAAGUUGCAGUGGAUACCAUCUCAUGUUGGACUAAAGGGGAAUGAGGAGGCUGACAUUCUAGCUAAGCGUGGAAUAACAGAAGGACAAGAGAUGAAUAUACUUCCAUGCUACUCAGAAUUUCUCUUCAAAUAUAAGUUGAAAUGUGCUCAAAUGUGGGAUGAAUAUUUCGAUAUGAGAUCGAGAGAAAAAGGCAUCUGUUUACGUUUCCCAGGCGUCCCAUUCACGGCAAAGGAAAGUCACGCGGUGAAAGGUCUAGUGAAUUCCCUGGGCAUAAUCGCGCGGCGCCACACGCGGGCUCCCGAAGACGCGGAAUGUGUACGGCUCGUACGCGAAAAGGGCGCCAUACCCGUCGCCAUUACUAACGUGCCAGAGAUUAACAAAUGGCAAGAAACCCGCAACAUGCUGUACGGGCAGACAAAUAACCCGUACCACACAGGCCGUACCACAGGGGGCUCCAGCGGCGGAGAAGCCGCCCUCGCUGCUGCGUUGGCCUCGCCCAUCUCUUUAUGUUCCGACAUCGGUGGUUCAACUCGCAUGCCUGCGUUUUACUGCGGACUGUAUGCGUUAAAUCCCACUGCUGGAUAUACUAGCCUUAAAGGAUCUGCCCUCCGUUCGGGUUUGGAGCCAACGAUGGCCUCCAUCGGUUUCGUGAGCAAGCAUUGCGAGGACCUGGCGCCGCUCACCAAGAUCGUACUAGCAGACAAUGCUAAGGAGUUUGACUUCGAACGAAAAAUUAACGUUAAGGACGUCAAAUUCUUCUACACAGAAUCCGCCCAAGACUUGCGAGUGGGUCCCGUAUGUAAAGAUCUAAGGAAGGCUAUGUCAGAAGUAAUAAAGAAACUAACAGAAGAAGCGCCAUCGACAGACAAAGUGCCGAUGGCGUACUACCACGAAGGUUUCGACCACAUGUUCUCGAUUUGGAAGCAUGGUAUGUCCAAGGAGGCGGACAGCUUCCCGAAGAUGCUAGCUAACAACAACGGAGAGGCAAAAGCAUUUGUCGAACUCGGCAAGAAGUUAAUCGGACAAUCGCAGUUCACGAUGGCGGCGAUUAUGAAGCUGUUUGACGACCAAGUACUACCGCAGGUUAACGCGGAGUGGGCCGAGAAGCUGACAAACGAUUUGAAGAACGACCUCAUUAAAACCCUGGGUACGGACGGGGUACUGCUGUUCCCGAGCGCCCCCCGCCCCGCGCCGUAUCACUACUCGCUGCUGCUGCGUCCCUUCAGCUUCGCCUACUGGGGCGUCUUCAACGCGUUGCACUGCCCCGCUGCACAGGUCCCUCUCGGCCUAAAUAGCGACGGCAUUCCCCUGGGCUUACAAGUGGUAGCGGCUCCGAAGCAAGAGGCCUUGUGCUUAGCUGUGGCCGACCACCUCGGCAAAACCUUCGGAGGAUAUGUGCCCCCAUGUCAGAUAUACUCAUAAAAUAUGUUACAAUACGCAUCCUACGUUGAAUCAACAUCAAAAUUAACUGAAUGGUCAAACUAACUAGAAGUGACUACAUGUUUAAAGUUUCACAAAACACACAUUUCUUCUGUUCUGCGUUAAGGCAUGAAGCCGUUUAGUCGGUACACCAUGAGUUUCUCGACUACUUUUCCUAAAACCGCUAGCAGGUCUAUUGACCUAUAUGACUUAGUUUGUGUGACAUAGGUAUUCUUCCGAAGGAUGGUCACUUGUAACGUUUUCCAUUGCUUCGGGAGCUGUGCCAGCUGUAAGCUCUUGUUAGCCAGUGCCAACACGACUUUCUUGGAUUGCCUUUGUUGGACAGGACUUGGCAUGUCUCUUUCGGUUCUUCUGAGGAUCACGUUUUCUUGCUUCGGCUUUGCUAAGGAAAAUUUCCACGCCUCGCCACUGUUAAUUACUGAAAAUAAGGCAUACUCGUAUUCCGUCGAGUGUUUUGAGUGUGUUUGUUUAUGUUGUAGCUCAUAACUGUCGACUGUGAAAGUGUUAAAUUGUAACGCGAUGCUGUUGUUCUAAUCAUUUGUAGUGCUAUCAUUGACCUCGCUACUUCUUUGUUUAUAACAAUAUGCAUUAUUUAAGAGUUCUUGGACUUUUAAAUUUUUGUUGGUGACUUCAUUAAUUUGUCCAUGGGAAGUUUGUUUAUUUUUAUUUCUACCUUGUUAGUUUCUGUGUGGCGAUAAUUAAGCUUCUUAUUUGGCGUGGUCGGUCCCUCCAGGACUCCGGAAUUCCGAAGGUUACAGCCAUUUGAGGAAACUGGAGCUGACAGUGUUGUCGACGUAUAAAAAAAGACGUGUAGAAAACAGCAGCAGUGGUAGCGAUGAUUAUGACAAUGAUCAACAAAAGUUGGGCGAUUAUAUUUUUUCUUUUUCUUUGGGUUUUUUGUUUGUAGCCAUUUUAAAUGAAUGACUUGAUGAAGUCGAUUUUUCUGGCUUGUCCCGACUGGCUGUUUCCUUGUAGGCGGACUGUGUUCUUCACAUCGGGGUUGCCACUGUUAUUUACCUAUAUAUAUUCUAUAUAUUUAUCUAUAAAGGACCUGUGCUAUGACGCAGGUGAAAGGGUGUUGUCACCGCUUGGCCAUGAUGAUGUAAGGUACAAAUUAUUGAGUCAUUGGUUGGUAAAUGACAGGUUAUAUUUUGGUUAAGAAACUUAUUUAUUAUUUGGUACAUGCGUCUUUAUGCUGAUUUAUAGUGUAUGAUAGUUACUUUUGCUUGCACUAAGACGUGCUUGAAUGUCGAAAGGGGGUUUGACACAUGACAUUGGCGCGUCUGGUAGCUGCUACAUUCUCUCAAAGGUUAUUUACAGCCUCUGUGGUCGCUGUUGCUAUCAGGUUUUUCUCCCUGUAGUUGUUGAUUACCCAGGUUGUUUUUCCGAGCACGCCGUUAACCCAUCCGCCCCAUCCGGUGUUCUGGAUAUAGUUUCAGCCAUAUCCACGAUCCGGUCGUCGAGCAACACCCUAGUGCACUUUGCAAUUACCACUAUAGGGUCAUGGGGGGACAUUUUCCCUUUGAUCUCCUGGGCGGCGUCGUUGUCGCACGGUGCAGCACUUGCUUCCUCGAGUUUUACCUGAUGCAGUCUGUCGUUACCCUCUUGUCGCUUUGAUGACUGCCUUAAACUCGAGGAAUACGUUGAUUGAGUGGUUUUUGGGCUGCUUUUGUAGCGCUGCCAUUGACCUCGGUACUUCCUUGUUUAUAUAAUAGUGGCGUCUCUUUUGCGGGCGAGGUUGUGCGGCUGUAGGACGGAGGGCGCGCGGCGACCAUGCUUCUGGUGCGAUUAGUUGAUUUUGAGGAAACUGGAGUUGGCGGUGUUGUAGAUGUAUAAAAAUGACGUGAAGAAAAUAGCAACAGUGAUAGCGAGGAGUAUGAUAAUUAUCAGCAGAAGUUGAGCGAUUAUAGUUUUCUCUUUUUCUUUUUUACUAAGCGGGCAAACCCUUUGCACUGGGCAGACGACUUGUUGAUUUUCUGCCGUGUUUGUUAUUUCCUCAAUGUGCAGAAAGUUGCUGCUAUAUCGUGGUCCACUAUAUGAGGCGGGCUGUGUUCUUCCAGACGCGGUUGUGUUCUUCCAGUCGCGGUGUGUUCUUCAUCGUCGGAUUGUUCUUCGUCGUCGGGUUGUGUUCGUCGUCGGCGGGGUCACCACUUUACCAUGAGUUACAUGGUAUAAAUAAAAUAUAUAAGUUGUCGUUAUUUGAUGACUGUUUACUGGAUACUGAAUGAGGAUUGACUGACUGAAGAUUACAUUUUGUAUGAGCUACUUAUACUAAUUUGGUACGUGUGUUCUAUGCUGAUUCCAAGGCAUGAUUGUAACUUUUGCUUGCACUAAGACGUGCCUGAAUGUCGGAAGAGGGUUAGACAUUCUGGCACGUCUGUGGCUGGUACACGAGGCUUUACACUUGUGCGGUGUGUCUAGCAAUGGCGUCUUUUACCCUUUUGUUCAGUAUUUUGUCUAUUAUUAUAAUAAUAAUACAAGACACUGUUAACACUAAUUGUGCCACCAUCAAAUUUCCAUUUAUCUGUGACUGCAUUAGUAAUAUGUUCUUGAUUUGGUCCGCCUCGUCUUGCUGGAGUGCGUUGUCUGUGUUGUAGGUGAUCUGAUCCUUCGACGUAUACUGUCCCAUUUUUGGUUGCUGGAGGUCCGGAGAAAGUGUCGUCUUGAUGGUAGCGGAUGGUUUGUAGACCGUGAUCUGUUUUUCGUCGUUUAUAUACGAAAAGUCCAUGUGAAAGCCCGUUGCAAACCGAUAUUUAUUGUUGAAUUCUUUUCUCCGUAGGUAUUAAUUUUUGUACCAUUUGCUGCGUAUAGCUUAUAAACAGAGUUUAUCGUUUGUUUUGCAGAACAUCGAUUUAUACCAGAUAUUGUUGCUCCUGUAUCAACUAAAAAUCGGAUGCCACUAUUCCGAUCGAAAAUAGUCAGGCGGUUUGAUGGAUGAAUAGCACAGAGUUCUGCCGAGUUCCGUGCUGUGACUAGUUUCCCUGGUUCCAAGAACAGGGUUUAGUGCAUUUGCGCGCCUGUUGACCAUACUUAUAAUGAUAAAAACAUAGGCGAUUAUUAUUGCGAUUAUAAUGCUCUCGCGAAAUUGACUUUACCAUAGCGCAGGUGAAAUGUGUUGGUUGUCACCACUUCGCCAUGGUAGUUUGGUGGAGAAUGAUAGACGAGUCGUCGGUUGGUAAAUGACUGACUGAUUUAUAUUUUGUUUGAGCUACUUAUUUAUACUAAUUUGGUCGCGUCUAGGUACUCGGCUUCUCGCGCUCAAAACGUCGUUUGAUGAUAUGCGCCUUCUCAAUUCGACUGGUGAGACCCGCUUGUGGGAGGUCAGCUGGACCUAUUCGCAAACGUCACAGACAUACAAGUCACAAAGUACCUCAAUGCUAGUUUUCUUUUCCAGGCUCCUGGUUUAUUUCUCCCUGAAGUGGUUUCCUCCACAGGGACUGCAAUGGUUUUCUUUCCCCCUGUGAUAUGGCCGUAUGUGCUCGAAUCCCAGGCAUUUCCCGUACUGCACUAAGAGGUCUUCUACCAGUUUCCUUUUGAAGGCUAUGUAGAAUUUUCC
Hyposmocoma kahamanoa is the source of this 5314-nucleotide messenger RNA. RefSeq names its product fatty-acid amide hydrolase 2-like. Lineage: Eukaryota; Metazoa; Arthropoda; Insecta; Lepidoptera; Cosmopterigidae. Gene Ontology annotation, molecular function: nucleic acid binding. The transcript has 12 exons. The record is from RefSeq and is a predicted model, not a curated record. Bases 1 to 1740 code for a protein of 579 amino acids.